Molecule: messenger RNA, 3042 nt
Organism: Cheilinus undulatus (humphead wrasse)
Lineage: Eukaryota; Metazoa; Chordata; Actinopteri; Labriformes; Labridae
Product: gastrula zinc finger protein XlCGF57.1-like
Exons: 2
Coding region: 269-2026 (585 amino acids)
Biological process (GO): regulation of transcription by RNA polymerase II
Molecular function (GO): DNA-binding transcription factor activity; RNA polymerase II cis-regulatory region sequence-specific DNA binding
Source: RefSeq, a predicted model, not a curated record
AGACUAGAGAAAAAGAGCAGACAUUCCUGGUGUUAUUGACGCUGUAACGGUUUCUAAUCUGUCCGGAGGAAGUCUGGAUCAGUCUGUAGAGAAGAAAGAAGAAACGACCAGCCUUCAGCCACAGUCUGAGCUGACACGGAGACUUACGGUUAACGAGAUUUUAUAGAUCAGAGUUUAGAUCAGGGACUUUACCAGGGACUGGUCCCUUUAACCAGGACCGUCUGAUCCCCGAUCCAGAGCCUUUUCUUUCUCUGAGUCCUGGGUGAAAAUGUCUGAAGGCUUUCAGGGUCUUAAAGAUCUCUACAGAUGGAGGCUGCUGCACAGAUCAGUUCUUCCUGAGGAGAUCCAGCAGCUUUCAGAGCGUAAAGAAGAGGUUCCCCCAACGCAUCAGGAGAGGAGCACCAGUCCGAACCGUGAGAUCACUGAGCCCCUGCACAUUAAGGAAGAACCAGAGGAUCUAUGGAGCAGUCAGGAAGGAGAGCGGGUUCAAGGGCCAGACGGGGCUGACAUCAUCAAGUUCACUUUUGAUCCUGCCCAUGUGAAGAGUGAAGAUGACGAAGAGCAACCUCAGUCCUCACAGCUUCAGCACAGACAAGCUGAACAGAUGGAAACAGAAGCUGAUGGAGGAGCUGCCAAAUUCAGAAACUUUGAUCCAGAGAAAGAUUUACCACCAGAGACUGAAGUCAAGAUUGAAGAAUCUUCUGGCCCUGAUACUGAUAACAGUGAAGAUUGGGAGGAGCCAGCUGAACACCAGUCAGAGUUAGACUCAGCAGAAAACGUCAACAAUAAGAGGAUAAGGAAUGAUAAGAAAUCACAUAUCUGCUCUGUGUGUGGUAAAAGCUUUUACUAUGAAUCUCAUCUGAUGAUACAUAUGAGGAUUCACACAGGAGAGAAACCCUUCAGCUGCUCCAUGUGUGGUAAAUGUUUUAACCAUAAAAGUACUCUGACAGAACAUAUGAGAAUUCACUUUAGUGAGAGACCCUUCAGCUGCUCUGUGUGUGGUAAAAGUUUUAAACGUAAAGUGAGUUUGAAAAACCACAUGAAAACCCACUCAGGGGAGAGACCUUUCUGCUGCUCUGAGUGUGAUAAAAGGUUCAAACAUAAAGAUAAGCUUAUAAGACACAUGAGAAUUCACUCAGGAGAGAAACCUUUCACCUGCUCCGAGUGCGGUAAGAGUUUUCAACAUAAAUAUAUUCUUACAAGACAUAUGAGAAGUCAUUCAGGAGAGAAACCUUUCAGCUGCUCUGAGUGUGGUAAAAGUUUCACAUAUAAUGAGUGUCUCACAGAACAUCUGAAAACUCACACAGAAGAAAGAUCUUAUGGCUGCCUUGAAUGUGGAAAAACAUUUAAACAUAAAUGUAAUCUUUCAGAACAUAUGCGGAUUCACACAGGAGAGAAACCCUUCAGCUGCUCUGAGUGUGGCCAGUGUUUCAAACAUAAAAGCAAUCUUUCACAACAUAUGAGAAUCCACACGGGAGAGAAACCCUUCAGCUGCUCUGAGUGUGGUCAAAACUUUAAACAUAAAAGUAACCUUUCACAACACAUGAGAAUUCACACAGGAGAGAAACCCUUUGGCUGCCCUGUGUGUGGAAAAACAUUUAACCGUCAGCGUUCUCUGAACAAACACAUGAUGGUCCACAUCAAAGAAAAUGAAACAACCUGCUCUCAGUGCGGUGAAAAAUUUAGCUUGAAAGAUGAGCUGACACAACACAUGAGAAUUCACACAGGAGAAAAACCCUUCAUCCCCAGUGUUGGUGAUCAAAGAUUUGUCUGGCAAUCUGAUUUAAGAUUUCACGACAGUAUUGGCUCUCUUCAAAACCUAACAGAGGAGAAAAGAGCGGAAGAAACAGGAGCUGAUGGAGAUGACUGGAGAGCAUCAGAACCAGACAGGAACUCUGAUCCAGAGAGAUACUCACAGCCGGAAAUUGAGGUCAAGAUUGAAGACUCCUCUGAAGCCGAGUUUGAAGAUGAUGAUUGGAUGAAGGCCAGAGAUUAUCAGCAUUGUUUAAACUCAGAGAACUUCUGAGUUUCUUCAAUUGUAAUGAGCUGUUAUACUGUAAAUAGAGUGUAGUAGUACAUCCAGCUGGAUUUAACUCUCAAAGAGACAAAAACUCACACAGAGAAAGAUGAUUUUUUAUGUUGAUGCUGGCAGUUUAAGAUGGAAACACAAUAGUGAUAGACAAAGUUCUUUCUCUUAGAAUGACAGUGAAGGACACUGGAUGAAAAAAUCAUCCACUCUUAGACUAUAUGUAAACUAUGACUGAGUUGUGAAUAUUUCUUUGGGGAAAAAAACAAAAACAGUGAUAGGAAACUUUUUUCCACACACUAUUGUCUGUUCUUGCAAUUCCACAUUGGUAUUUCACGUCCACACAUGCUCACUAAUUUCACGUUGGUUCUCAGACCUUCCUCUGCUUGCUAUAAUGAUCAACUUGAUGAAGGUCUGAGUAACACAAGGAUGUGAAGCAACGAAGCAAAUCGAAGAAUUGUGUUUUGAUUGUUGAUCUCUCCUGUAUUCACCUGUCCAGGUGUGAAUACGUUUUGUCCUUCUAAUAUUUAUUUUAGAAAAUGUUACUCUUUUUGUGCAAUUGAAUAAUUUAUAAUUGUAAUGAACUUCACUUAUUUACUGUCUUACUGCCGUCUCAAAAAUGAACUUUUUCCAGGAGCGAUCACUGACCACAAGGUUUUCUGUUUUACUCUGCAGUGUUUGAUGUCUUGCUUGAUGUGUUUGACUUUUGUCUGUUGUGUUUACAAAAAGAGAGUUUGAUACUGAGAAGUUAAGACUGUUUAGAUGUAACUGUUUGAUUUUGACUGCAGUAUUAAAAUAUUUGAGAUAGUAGUUUGAAAACUGAGAUUUGUUUUCUGCGUUAAAAGAAAAGUGAGAUAAAGUUUGAGAAAAAAAUGUGUCUUAGCAGUUGUGAAAAACUAACAUGAAAGAAUCUUUUCAGACCAAAUGCCUUAUCUUGUUUUCUCUCUUUCUCCCACAUAUGUGCCACGUUUUCUUUUAAAUAUUUGUUUUAUUGUAAUUUAGUUUCUAACAGUGAU